ACUGUGCCAAGCACUUCUGACCGUCUCGAGUUCCGCCUCACCUCACCUCCCCGAUCCCUCUUUCUCCUUGGGUAGAGCCAGGGCGCGACCGCGCGAAGGAAGCAACGAAAGCCCAAAGCUGGCGCAUCCUUAGCACCCAAGGGAAGAAGAAAGAGGCGACAGAGCGAGGCGUCCCGGAGGCAGAGCCAAGGAUCCAUGGAUCGGCCCCAGGUGGUCAGCGAGAACUAUGCCAAUCCUAUAACAUGCCUCUUCCAUGUGCUCUUCAAGGCGUCGGCGCUGGCGUUCUACAUCCUCUUCUCGCUCUUCGUGAAGAGCUUCGUCAUCAUCUUUGUCAUCACCGUGCUCCUUGCCGCGCUUGACUUCUGGGUGGUGAAGAAUGUCAGCGGAAGGAUACUGGUCGGGCUUCGUUGGUGGAAUGAGAUUGACGACGAUGGUAACAGUGUGUGGAAGUUCGAGUGCCUCGACGGGGAGUCUCUCGCUCGGAUGAACAAAAAAGACUCAUGGCUGUUCUGGUGGACUCUUUACUUGAACGCUGCUGCAUGGAUCAUUCUUGCGAUAUUUUCACUCAUUAGACUUGAAGCUGAUUACCUUCUUGUUGUUGGAGUUUGCUUGACUCUAAGCCUUGCAAACAUCGUGGGGUUCACCAAAUGCAACAAAGAUGCCAAGAAGAACAUCCGAGCUUUUGCUGAAAAUGCCGCUCAAAACGCCAUCACAUCCCGCAUCACAUCAUCCCUGCAGUCAGCAUUCGGCAUCUGAAGUCCAGAUUACACAGAGGCCCAAAAUUACAUACAACUGUGUUACCUUCUGUCAAAGAUCAGCUUGUGAUAUCCUGUUUUCAUGUGAUUUUGGCUUAUAUACAAGUAGGUCGAUUUUGAUUGGAGUGACAAUGAUGGAAAACAGCGUACUAAUUAGCCCUAGGUAAGUUUACACUUUCUCCUGUACUAAAGAGCAUACUUUCUUCUUCUCUUGUACUCUGGUGUGGCCUAGAGGUCUGAAGCAUGUCUUUCAAUACAAAAGGCCUUUUUUUU
Hordeum vulgare subsp. vulgare (domesticated barley) is the source of this 1028-nucleotide messenger RNA. RefSeq names its product Golgi apparatus membrane protein-like protein ECHIDNA. The transcript has 6 exons. Lineage: Eukaryota; Viridiplantae; Streptophyta; Magnoliopsida; Poales; Poaceae. Gene Ontology annotation, biological process: vesicle-mediated transport; protein secretion. The record is from RefSeq and is a predicted model, not a curated record. Gene Ontology annotation, cellular component: Golgi membrane. The coding region runs from base 196 to 756 and encodes 186 amino acids.